AUGGCAAAUGGAAUGCUUCCGUUUCUAAUGCCGCGGUUCACCAAGGAUAACUAUGAAAAUUGGUAUAUCCAUAUGAAGGCAAUCUUGGGAUCUCAAGAUUUGUGGGAGAUCGUUGACAAAGGCUACAUGGAAUCGGAGAAUGAAGAUUCCUUGACUCCAGCUCAAAAGGAGUCCUUACAAGCCACAAGAAAGAAGGAUCGGAAGGCCAUCAUGAUCAUCCAUCAAUGUUUGGAUGAUGGCAUGCUACAACGAGUUGCUAAUGCAACUUCUUCGAAUCAAACUUGGGAGAUUCUCCAAAACUCCUAUCAAGGAGUUGACAAAGUCAAGAAGAUUCGUCUUCAAUCUUUGCGUGGUGAAUUUGAAGCCUUACAUAUGAAAGAAUCCGAAUCAAUCUUAGAUUACUCUUCAAGGGUGUUGACCGUCGUAAAUCAACUAAGGAGGUACAACGAAAAUAUGAGUGAUACGAGGGUUAUUGAAAAAAUCCUUUGUUCAUUGGAUCCCAAGUUCAAUUUUAUUGUUGUAGCCAUUGAAGAGUCCAAAGAUCUAGACUCUAUGACAAUCGAUCAACUCAUGGGGUCACUACAAGCUCAUGAAGAGAAGGUUGUCAAGAAGCAAGAGACUUUAGAGCAAAUAAGUCCUUCUCAAAAUGCCGAAGAAGAAGCUAACUAUGUUGAAAAUGAAGAGACGGAGCAAACUUUGUUGUUGGCAUGCAAAGGAGAAGAAAAUGAAGAUCAUGAUUUAUGGUAUCUUGACAAUGCGGCUAGCAACCACAUGUGCAGUGACAAAAGCAAAUUUAUGGAGUUGGAUGAAACUGCAAGCAAUAAUGUGGUUUUUGGAGAUUCUUCCAAAGUAUCGAUCAAGGAGAAAGGUACAAUUUUGAUUCGCUUGAAAAAUGGUGAUCAUUAA
Molecule: messenger RNA, 906 nt
Organism: Phoenix dactylifera (date palm)
Lineage: Eukaryota; Viridiplantae; Streptophyta; Magnoliopsida; Arecales; Arecaceae
Source: RefSeq, a predicted model, not a curated record